Mustela erminea (ermine) is the source of this 1197-nucleotide messenger RNA. RefSeq names its product tumor protein D52 (gene TPD52). The transcript has 8 exons. The record is from RefSeq and is a predicted model, not a curated record. NCBI's taxonomy places the organism in Eukaryota, Metazoa, Chordata, Mammalia, Carnivora, Mustelidae. The coding region runs from base 232 to 960 and encodes 242 amino acids. Gene Ontology annotation, biological process: B cell differentiation. Gene Ontology annotation, cellular component: cytoplasm.
GAGGUUGCUCCAGAUAAGUCAUUUAUUAAACAGACUUGCUUGUCCUAAGGGUGCGAAGGCUCUGAGAAGGAAAUAGCACACCGGGGCCAGGAAGCCAGGGUCUUCAGACCCUGGGGUUCAUUUCUUCAGCAAGGUUGCAUGGGACUAUGACCAGAGCGACAUUCAACUGAAGGGUCCCAGGCACUUAUAAAACGAUGCGUUCUGCGUUUUUCUGGAGUGGACUGUAGAGAGAUGGAUUUUGAUGAAGAUUACCAGUCCCCGUUUGAUUUUGACACAGGAGUGAACAAAAGCUAUCUUUACUUAUCUCCUAGUGGAAAUUCGUCUCCAUCCGGAUCACCUACUCUUCAGAAAUUUGGUCUGCUGAGAACAGAUCCAGUCCCUGAGGAAGGAGAAGAUGUUGCUGCCACGAUCGGGGCCACGGAGACCCUGUCAGAGGAAGAGCAAGAAGAGCUGAGAAGAGAACUUGCAAAGGUAGAAGAAGAAAUCCAGACUCUGUCUCAAGUGUUAGCAGCAAAAGAGAAGCAUCUAGCAGAGAUCAAACGGAAACUUGGGAUCAACUCACUGCAGGAACUAAAACAGAACAUUGCCAAAGGCUGGCAGGAUGUGACGGCAACAUCUGCAUACAAAAAGACAUCCGAAACCUUAUCUCAGGCUGGACAGAAGGCAUCAGCUGCUUUCUCAUCUGUUGGAUCCGUCAUCACCAAAAAGCUGGAAGAUGUAAAAUUGCAAGCCUUUUCACAUUCCUUUAGUAUCCGCUCCAUUCAACAUUCAAUUAGCAUGCCUGCUAUGAGAAACUCCCCAACUUUCAAAUCAUUUGAAGAAAAGGUUGAAAACUUAAAGUCUAAAGUAGGGGGAACCAAGCCAGCUGGCGGGGAUUUUGGAGAAGUCUUGAAUUCAACGGCGAAUGCUAGUGCUGGCGCCCCAGAGCCUCUUCCAGAACAGACGCAGGCGAACCCGUGAGGCCCUCACCUUUGUUCGGCUACCCACUGCCAGAUGCUGCAAGGAAGAUCCAAGCACGUCUUGUCAACAUUUGUCGCCCUGAAUUUCCACCAGAUGUGCUUUCACUUAGCUUUACAUAUUCAUUUGACCAAAUAGUUUGUGGGUUGAACAAAAUAAAACUAUCUUCACCUCUGAUUCCUGGGAAAUACCCUCUAAUGUGCACUUAAGGGCCCUGAUUUAGGAAACACUAUUAUAAAA